AUGUUUAAAUCGGGACACGGGAGUUGGGACACGCGGGUUGCUGGCUAUGUUUCUAACUACGAGCUUUUUGUCCACAUUGGUGAAACCCUCGAUGGUAACCCGAAUAACAUCUCAAUCAAGCAAUACGAGGAUGAAGGAAAUAUUCUGAUCUACGACGGUAACUGGGUAUCGUGGCUGACUCCUGAAAGCUAUGCGGCUCGACGAGCAUGGACGGACGGCUUGAAUUUCGCCGGAACCUCUGACUGGGCGGCGGAUCUGAACACCACAUAUGGCAAAAACGGAACAGGAGACGAGCUCCCGACUGACGGGGAAGAUAAUUACCAGAUUUGUGAUUACGGCCGCUCCUUCGACGACCUUGAUUCUCUCAAUUCUAUGCUCGACACAGCCUACGCAAAUUACACAGCAGUGAACAACGGCUACGACGAACUCUACGGUUAUUACGUCAAGUACAUGGAGAAGUUGGUUCCAGAGGUUCUGUCCUACGAGUUCAUGUUCAACUUGAGCGAGACAGGAAAACAUGCUCCCACGCCUAAGCCGGGCAUCGGAAUGAAUUACGGUGCAACGUACGAGCUUAUUGAUGAGGAUGGUUACAAUGCGAAGCUGGGUGAUUUGGGAUUGGAGCCUGACUGGGUUGUGUUGGCUGACUACACUUACAAGUACGCCUAUGAAGCCCAGAGGUAUGGUGAAGUUGAUAGAGAAUGGUCAAUCCACAACUUUCCUACGAAGAAUGAAUCUAUGGAGGUGCCCAAUCCCAAAGAUAUCAUUACGAAGGGCCUUCCAAACAUGGAUGAUCUGAGGACUCAACUGUCAGCUACCAUGAUGGAUAUCAUGCUAGGUCAAUGGAUCAACGGCACCGCAGCCGAUGCUGUUCAGGUGUACAGCGCGCCAAUAUUCUUAAUGAUGCAGGCGGUGGAUGGUAUGGCGCAAGUCAAACAGCUUGGUACCAAAGAAGAAGAGGAUGAGGAGGAUGAGGAGGCUGAGAGAAAGCGAAAGAAGAACUUCAUCCUCCUCAUCAUCAGUGUUGUUCUAAUGUUUGUACCUGUUGUCGGUGAGGAGUUUGCAGCAGCAGCAGGUUUAGCUACUCUUGCUCGCUCGAUGGCAAUUGCUGGCGAGCUUGCUAAUGGAGCGUAUGCUCUGUUCGACACCAUUGAUGAUCCCAGUUCCGCCGUGGUGAACGUGCUAGGGAUGUUAUUUGGGCUUGGUAAUAUCGCCAAGAUUGCUCGCGAUGGCAAGGGGAUUGCAUCUGCUGCCAAAGUCAGGACUGCCAUGAAGUCUUCAGAGGUUUCAUCUUUGGGGACAUCUUCAAGCGUAAUGACGAUAAGGUCCAGUCGAUCUUGA
This is a messenger RNA of Penicillium chermesinum, 1338 nucleotides long. RefSeq lists its product as uncharacterized. Lineage: Eukaryota; Fungi; Ascomycota; Eurotiomycetes; Eurotiales; Aspergillaceae. The record is from RefSeq and is a predicted model, not a curated record. The transcript is spliced from 5 exons. The coding region runs from base 1 to 1338 and encodes 445 amino acids.